AAGCCACGCCGUAUACACUGCGAGAAAGCGGCGAGGCGGCCGCCCGAACAAAGCCAAACACCGAUCCAAUCUACGCCUCCGACGAUCCCCGACUGCAUGGCGCUGAAAGGCAAAGCGCUCACGAGGCCGCCGCCGCGUGAUCCGCGAAAGGGAAAGUUUGAGAUGCCAGUCUCGGGAGAAUCUGCGUCUUUUUCCCGAAAGGAAUGACAGGUAUGUUUCAUGUGAUAUUACAAUUUCUCUUGAAAGUGCCAUGUGGAGGUACUUCGGUGGUGGCGGAGGCCUUUGGCCUAGCUUCGGCGUCCGAGGCUAACGGCCUCCGCCGCCUGGAAGCUCGGCUCGCGCCCCGCCACCGGAGCUCGCUCGUCGGAAGAACCAUCCGAAUAUUUAACAUUAAUUACAGCCACAGGUUCGAAUCUGUAUGGAAGUUUUCCUCCGUCUCCCCGAUCAACCAAUACUGCCAUUUCUUCAUCAGAUGAGGAUAAAUCCGAGAAAUCAGCGCCGGGCAUUGUGGUGUCCCAUGUAAUCGAGCGUUGGGAACGGCACAGUACACGUCACGUACGCUCACGGACAUCAUGUGACUCGCGAAAAUGGCAGUGCCCCUGGAAAUCCGUAAUUGUCGGCAAAAAUCUUCUCAAAACACGAUGAAAUGAGAGAGGAUUUACCAUCACAUUGUCAAAAUAGGGUACAUAUUAUUUAUUAUUUAAACUAUUGGAUACACUGUCCAUGCAAAGCUCUGGAUUUCUCCUUUAAGGUUGAGGAUUUAAGUGAUCGGAUCACAUUUUCGUUGAGGGUAGGAGGGAUGUUUAGGUUCGGGUGGGUUAAGGGAUAAAGAGGAGAUGGGAGAUGUUCGAUCUUUUGUGCAGGGUUCGGGCUGAAUUUCCAAAGCGCACGUGUGCGGUGAAUUUAUGUCAAACAGGUGAAAGCUCAGUACAGUGGGGGAAUCAGUCAAGCUUGUUGCUUUGACCUACUUGACUGUAGCAGAACAGUGGAAAGCAGCUCAGGUCUCGCAUUUUGUAUUUUCUUCACAAAAAUCUGGCAUCUCCGAGUAGAUUUAAAUCGGCGGCGACAGUCUGAUUCAAUAUCACAACAUUGUUUGUAAAGGUCAUAAAGGAUGGGAGGAAAGUCACAUCUUUGUCCAAUAUUUGCUCAAGUCCCUUUCAAGUGAAGGUGAAUGUUUUGUAAAUCUGAAACGACCUUGCCAAAUUUGAAAGGCUUCAAAUCAAACAGUUCUAUCAAAUGCCACCUGGAAAAAUUGGACGCUCCGUCGUCUAACAUCUUUCCGAUCAUGGAACACGGCGGGACGCUUGAGACGGAGAACCCUCUAAGGCGGCCACAUCAGUGGACAAACAGAAGGUAAAAUGCAUUUUCCGGGUGUAGGGGGAGCUAGCUAGUGAACUUCACGUUGAGGUUGGGCUGGAUAACUACAGACGCGAACAACGGCCAUCACGUUUUUAUAUAGCGGGCGACUGAUGCCGAUGGCCGUCAUCCAUUCCCGUUUCAACCGCGCCAAACAAUUUGACGCCGUACCUCCGCUAUUGAGGACUACGUCGUUCUCAGUUUUGCAGCUCCAAAAAUGUCAUUUCUUUAACAACUCACUCAAAAAAAUUCCACUUCUUGAGUUUCAGGCGAAUCUCGGCGAGGCCCCAACUCGUUAAACUCAAUCAAUGGCGGCUAAGAUGGGCCAUUAGUUACAGGUCACGAAAGCGAUGUCGGGGAAUGUUUGUCUCCGUGAUUGAAGUGUCCCACUGGGCCUACGUUAAUUGAGUCCUCUCUGUAAUCGCACGCCGGGCUCCAGUCGCAAAAAAAAAAAAAAAAAAAAAAAAACGAUAGGGGAGAUUAUCCUCGAGGCCGCUUGUUAUAUUCCCCGGCGGAAAAUUGAAAUGGUAUUUUCUCCUCGUCUCGCACGUUGUGACGGACACAUAAAUGGUCGCCAUUGAAACCACGCUGCGGCCCCUACUAUGGGACACGCCCCUUCUGACCCGGAAGCUCUUUUCGAAGAAGAGAACAUCUCGCAACCGAGUGAAGUGGCCGGGGCAAUACUACCCUAUUGUUUCGAGCCAUAUUUAGAUGAUAUGCGGAUCAUAGCCAAUCUGCCUGUCUGUCCGAUCCACUUCCGAGGCGGCACCCCCAAUUAUUGUUUUUGGUUUUUUUAGUAGCUGUAUACACACCUACGUGUCAUUUUAACCCACAAAGCUCUCGUCCUUUGCACCUGUGCAUUACAGUUUUCACGACGAACCGGCUCUUCUGGAAAAGUCUGAAUAGCGAAUCCGUCCUCCCGAGCGUUCGAGCAUUAUCCAGCAAUACAACGAGCCGGCAUUUUGGCUAACGCGAAGGAACAACGAGCUACCUUCCAGCCAGUAAAACUAGUAUAAACAGACAAGACCGCUAGAGGGCGCUACUGCCCUGUACGUCACUUCCUGCUUCUUGUCAAAAACAAAACCCUCGAGAGGAUUUUCAUGGCAGGAGCUACAAAAAGCCCUAUACGUCAAAGUCAUAUUUUGUGGUGAAAAAAGCAUGUGUCCAUACCGGCUGCCGUUUUUUCACGAGUAACAUACUAAAAAUCUUGCCUUUCAUGACAGUGGACCUUUAAGAGUCAGAGGUUUGGUGGCAGUUGUACGUUUCAAUAACUUUAAAAUCCAUCGUUGAAACAAAUUGACUUAACUUCCUCAGGUCGCCAUUGUUGGCAGACAUCAAUUUCUCAAGUACUGUCCCAAAACCUGCCAAAUUUUAAUAGGAUUCAAUUGACUCUGUCAUGAUUUCUGCAAACUGCCACCACUGAAUAAUUAAUGGGACCAUUACUUGUUUUGUUUGACCCGAACGUAAAAACAUUUGCCCUUCACUCUUUGCCCAAAAAAAAAAAAACCCUAGGAAGUAUUCAGGUUGAUGCGAGAGAAAACGUCAGCUCGGGACGUUUGGUUCCAACCACGUCCCGGCCGACCCUUGAUUGGGCUAAUGCAUAAUAAAUCACAAUUACGUGCCUCUGACGUGCAAGGUCAGCUACACCUUGAGAUGUGUCAAGAGCCGAUGGGUUCUGAAUGUGUGUGUGUGUGUGUGUGUGUGUUUAUGCAUUAGUUUGCUUGCCUCUCUGAGUAUGACAAAGCAAUAGCAACAUAAAAUAUUCAGUUUGUUUCAACUAGCCAAUUGUGACGCGCUAACGGAAAGUAUGUCAUAUUUGCUUCACCGGAGCUGUGCCUUGAAGACGUCAUGCUGCUGGCCACGCCCAUAGCAGGAAGUGUUUGGCACUCUUUACAGGAGAAGCAGCCAAGCUAGGCUAGGCUAAUGAUGCUAAUUCCAUUCCAACACCAUCAUCCCCUGAACUCCUCUCCCUCAGCUGCCAGCGGAUCUCCAACUUCCUGACGGGCGGGAAUACAGCAGACAGCACCUACACGCUAUCAUGGCAGUCAGACUGUGUGAUGUGGCUUCUCUUCUUAGAAGCGGCUCGUGGGCUUCCGAGCCUUGGACCGGGCAAGUAAUUGCCGCCAUGGAAACGCAGCUGUCCAACGGGCCCACUUGCAACAACACCAGCAACGGGCCGUCCACCAUCUCCAACAACUGUUCCUCGCCCGUGGAGUCGGGCGGCCUGGAGGACAGCAAGACCAACCUGAUAGUUAACUACCUGCCGCAGAACAUGACCCAGGAGGAGCUCAAGAGCUUGUUCGGCAGCAUUGGCGAGAUCGAAUCCUGCAAGCUCGUACGAGACAAAAUAACAGGGCAGAGCCUCGGGUAUGGAUUUGUGAAUUACGUGGACGCCAAGGAUGCGGAAAAAGCCAUCAAAACAUUGAAUGGCUUGAGACUUCAGACCAAGACCAUCAAGGUUUCCUAUGCGCGUCCGAGCUCCGCCUCCAUCCGAGAUGCAAAUUUGUACGUCAGCGGCUUGCCGAAGACCAUGACUCAGAUGGAACUGGAGCAGCUCUUCUCGCAGUACGGCCGCAUCAUUACCUCGCGCAUUCUGGUGGACCAGGUGACCGGUCUUUCCAGAGGCGUGGGAUUCAUCCGCUUUGACCGGCGGGUGGAGGCAGAGGAGGCCAUCAAGGGUCUCCACUGCCAGAAGCCGCCCGGCGCCGCCGAGCCCAUCACAGUCAAGUUUGCCAACAACCCGAGCCAGAAGACCAACCAGGCCCUGCUGUCCCAGCUGUACCAGUCGCCCAAUCGAAGGUACCCAGGAUCGCUCGCACAGCAGGCACAACGCUUCAGGCUGGACAACCUGCUGAACAUGGCUUACGGCGUGAAAAGGUUCUCCCCCAUGGCCAUCGACGGGGUGACCAGUCUAGCCGGCAUGAAUAUCCCGGGCCACAGCAGCGGCUGGUGCAUCUUUGUGUACAACCUGUCCCCCGACGCCGACGAGAGCAUCCUGUGGCAAAUGUUCGGCCCGUUUGGCGCGGUCACCAACGUGAAGGUCAUUCGCGACUUCAGCACAAACAAGUGCAAAGGCUUCGGUUUCGUCACCAUGACCAACUACGAGGAGGCGGCCGUGGCCAUCGGCAGCCUCAACGGGUACCGCCUGGGCGACCGCAUGCUGCAGGUGUCGUUCAAGACCAACAAAACCCACAAAGCUUAAAACGCGUGCGCCACCGUCGUUCGUCCUUUUCGUUGCGUCGGCUUUUUUUUUUUUUUUUUUUUUUUUUUUGUGUGUGUGUGCUCUCGUGGCGUUCCGUGUUUUCGUCGUUCAGUUUCAUUCGCCGUCGUCGUUCCCCCGGCUGUUUGAUUGCACACGUUAUCAUAUAUAUAGUCGGAUCUUGGUUUUGUCUGCGCUUACUGUAUAAUGAAAGAAAACAAAAAGACAUUCUUAAAGCAAGUACCUUGCCAAAGAGCACCGAACCUCUUUGAUGUGGGUUUAAAAGCGUCUAUUUUUCUAAGUAAAAUUUGGAGAAACUUUUUACUGCACCUGGAAAAUAAAUGACUUAAAAAAAAAAGAAAAAAAAUAUUUUGACAAAUAUCUUACGAUACCUUGUAAUGCUUUUGAACUUUACAAAAAAGUUUGCAGCGGCGUAAACGGUGGCCUUCUGCCAUCUUUCAGCAGCCCCCCACCCUCCCCCCACAUUGAUUCGCGAAAGCAUCGAACCCAAAAGUAGCGAGGACGCCAGGCGCCGUAGGAAACGGGUCUUCCCGGCCGGAGAGGUGGCGGACCUGCGAGCUCCGUCCUGACUCUCACGAUCGAAAAGGUGUUUUUUUUUUUUUUUUUUGUUGUUUUUUAUUACACAACAGUAUAAAAAGUCCACAGUAAAUACUUUUGCCCCCCCCCCCCCUUGCUAUUUGGCCUAAUUAUGUUUUCAGUUUGAUACCUUUAACUUCUGGAAGUUGAAAUUCACCCCCGUUCGUUUGCCAGAUGAGGCAUUUUCGGUGCAUUGAACUUAUUGGAUUUGUUGAAGGGGAAAAAAAAAAAAAAAAAACUCGUCGAGUUUUGUUUUGACGUCGACAUUGUGGAUUCCGCAAGCGUUCAGAGGCUGACAAAACCCCACUUUUGAACUCUUGUCUACUUUGCACACGGAUGAUCUAUUCGUUUUAGUGACGCGCGGAUGACUAGAAAUUGGUCAAACGGUUUCUGAAUGGCUUUUUCCAUUGUAGCGGUGAGAACGCUAUCAAGAAUUGGAUGCUAGCGUCGACUGACUAAACCCGAGCAGCAGUGCGCAACGUCGCAUUCGAUCUUUGCAACUCUUGACCUGUUUCUCCUCCUUUUUUGCGCGUCACCUUUUUGUUUUUGACCGUGAGGAUGAUUCAUGGAAGUUGUGAAGUUGUGUUUUGAUUGGAACCCAAGAACUUUGUGUUCAGUAUUAGAAGGAUGUACUAUUUUUUUUGUUUUGUUUUGUUUUUUAACACAUUGGAAUUGAGUUUUCCCUUGUUGAGUACAUCAAUAAAUAAGUUUGAAGGGCAA
Messenger RNA from Syngnathoides biaculeatus (alligator pipefish), 5872 nucleotides. It is a transcript of the gene elavl2, whose product is annotated as ELAV like neuron-specific RNA binding protein 2. Gene Ontology annotation, cellular component: ribonucleoprotein complex. The record is from RefSeq and is a predicted model, not a curated record. Bases 3395 to 4558 code for a protein of 387 amino acids. The transcript has 9 exons. Gene Ontology annotation, molecular function: RNA binding. Lineage: Eukaryota; Metazoa; Chordata; Actinopteri; Syngnathiformes; Syngnathidae.